Pogona vitticeps (central bearded dragon) is the source of this 1601-nucleotide messenger RNA. Lineage: Eukaryota; Metazoa; Chordata; Lepidosauria; Squamata; Agamidae. The record is from RefSeq and is a predicted model, not a curated record.
GGCGGCGGGCCAUGGCCUCCCGGGACCGCGUGACUCAAGCCAAGUCGCGGGCGGAGAGGUCCCGCCCCCCCACCGUGCCGGCCCCCCAGGUGGAGAUCGUCCCCGGGCGCCUCUCGGAAGGAGAGUGGCUCUCCCUGCUGGGCAGCGAGGAGGCCGAGGACAGCGUCGGGGACUUCCUGGCCGGGCUGCUGGACCAGGUCCUGGAUGAGUGCUACAAGAUCUACCUGGACCGCCAGUGCAUCCCCUACGUCAUCAACCAGGCACGGGAAGCCAUGCUUCAGAUCCUUGAAUGGCGCUUCCUGGUGCGGGACGAAGGCGAGGCAGAUGUGCCGGCAGACCCUUCCUGGCAGGAGGAUGAGGAACCAGUGCCUUGCACCACAGACUCCUGGGCCCAGGGCUCUGUGCCUGUCUUGCCAGCCAGGCCACCUCUGGAGGAGGCUGAGGUCCCUUUAGCUGGAUUUCCAGAGGAAAUGCCUGCCUCCGAAGAGGCCCUGAGGGACGUUGCUGGUGCUGCUCAGGUGCCUCAGGGAUCCCUCCUGAUGGAGGAGGAAGUGGAAGGAUGGACGGCCCAGCUGUCUUUGCUGGAGAUCAAGCACGGGGAGUCAUCCCACAGCAGCCAAGGGAUCCUCAUCCCCCAAACUGAGUCCCCACCUGGGAGGGCCGCCCUCACCCCUCCCCGGGGACCUUCCGAGGCCCGGCUUCCCUGCCCGCAGCCCUUGCACUCCACCCGGUUUCAGCAUGUGGUGCAGCCCCUGGACCAUUCGGAGAAGGAGCUGCUGCUGCGGGAACUCUCCCAGGUCCCUGUGGAGGAGGGGCCCCCCCUCCUGCCUUCCUCGUUCAGCAACCUGCUGCGGAUCCAGCUGGGGCGGCCCCCCAACAUCAAGGCGGUUUUCUAUGAUGAAUCCGGCAACAUCACCCUCGUGCCUCGGUUGGACCCAGCAUGCCUGCCCAAGCGCUGGAUCAAGCCCUCCGUGGAGGUCUUGGACCCGGACGUGGAGUCCCGCCGCCAAAAGGCUCUGAAGACAGUCUCGGGACGCUGCCACCCCCUGAAGCUCCCCCGGGGCAGGGUUGAGAUCCGUGAGCCGAGCGGCGGCGGUGGCCAGCUGCCCGGGGCUCCUCAGGUGCUGUUGUGGGACGGUGCAGCCACCGUCAUGCAGAAGAGGCCGUCGGAGCAGGCCCCCUUCCCUCUGCAGCCCCCACCCGGAAGGGCCCUGGAGCCCACGAGCCUCAUCUUUGUGAAGCCCACCCUGCUGACGGAGAGUGUCGAGCCAGCCCCCGGAGUGACCAUCCGUCCCGGGGGCCGCACAGCCAAGCGUCUUCAGCCCACUGCGGCCCCCCUUCCAGAGAAGGAAGCUGAGGCAGCGGAGGUGCCUAGAGAUCUCCACCCCCUGCACCCGCAAGUGCCUUUCCCCCCGGCAGCUCCCGUGGGGCACCUUGUCCAGCAGCCGAGGCCUCUGCCGCGCUUGCGCCCUGGCGCCGUGCUGUGAGCAGGGGCGAUGGCCAGAACGUGGAGGAGCUUUCUGCCCCACCAGGAGCAAACCCCAUAACCCAGUGGGUUCAUAAUAAAAAGGCCUUUCACUCCAUCCUCCCUCUUUUCAGCU